AUGAGGGCCGAUGCCGCCGCCUUCGUCCCGGGCCAGGGCUUCGUCAGCGAAAAGGCCGAGGUGCCGAAAUCGCGGCGGGCAGCUGCUCCCGUGAUGAGCGAAGCUUCCAAGCGCAUGCCCACCUAUGAGAAGAAGGACUGGAUCAUCGCCGGCAUUCGGCACAACAUUGUGACUGUUAUCAGCGGUGACACCGGUUGUGGAAAGUCGACAUUGAUUCCACAGCUGGUCUGCGAUGCGGAGAACCUGGUUCCAGACGACAAGGUCGUCGUCUGCACGCAGCCGCGGCGAGUGGCUGCAAUCACGCUGGCCGAGUACGUUGCGAGAGACCGCGGCCAGGAGCUCGGCGAUGAGGUUGGAUAUCAGAUCCGUUUCAUCAACAAGUUCUGCGAGACGACUCGCCUGAUCUACGCCACGACUGCCAUCGUGUUGCGGAGACUGCAUAGUGAGCCCACCUUGGAUAGCAUCGGAUGCCUCAUCAUCGACGAGGUGCACGAACGCGACGUUUACACCGACUUCCUGUUGCUCCUGCUCAAAGAAGCCAUGUUGAACGGCCGAAUGCCUCAUCUGAAGGUGGUCCUGAUGAGUGCCACGCUGAAAGCGGACGACUUCGCCAACUAUUUCAACAAGGUCAACGGCCAGACAGCUCUGAAACCGGUCCACAUCCCGGGACGGAUGUAUUCUGUGGAAGACUACUAUUGGGAGGAUGCGUGCGAGUGGAUUGGCUUCUGUCCGCCGGACAAGGGCGCUGGGAAGGGCGGCAAGGGGAAGAAGGGGAAAGACCGCGAUGACGGUGGUGCGGAGGACAAGAUCGAAGCUUGUUACCAGGCCAUCAAGAAGGAUGAAACUCCAAAAGGAAGGCCCGGUAGCGAACGAGCUGACUCCUAUGGACUCAACACGCUCCGGGCCUGUGCACUCUGGCGCCAGUGCGAGGUAUAUGUUGACCUCGUCGAGGAGCUGGUCCACUACUUUCACCACAAGCAACCGAAGGGCGAUGGGGCGAUCCUGAUCUUCUUGCCAGGCUGGGGCGACAUCACGAAGACGUACAUCCGCCUCUACCAGUCAGGUGAGAAUUACAAACUCAUCACUCUGCACUCCCUGAUGACACCGGAGCAGCAGCACGAGGCCUUCGAGAAGCCGCCUGCAGGCUAUCGAAAGAUCGUGCUCUCCACCAACAUCGCAGAAGCCUCUGUGACCAUCGACGACGCGAACGUGCCGAGCAUUGGAUGCUGGUAG
Molecule: messenger RNA, 1233 nt
Organism: Symbiodinium sp. CCMP2592
Lineage: Eukaryota; Dinophyceae; Suessiales; Symbiodiniaceae
Source: the annotation of a GenBank genome assembly